CCGAGCUUCAAAAAAUCAACCCCGAAAGAAGAAUCAUCCUCCACCAAGACAAUGCAAGCUCGCACACAGCCCAAAAAACAAGGCAGUAUUUAACGGAAGAAACGUGGAAUUAUUGGACCAUAUAGUCCCGAUCUAAGUCCUAACGAUUUCUUUACUUUCCCGAAAAUUAAAAACAGACUGCGUGGUCAAAGGUUCCAGUCACCAGAAGAAGCAGUUGACGCAUUCAAAAAUGCCGUUUUGGAUCUGCCAGCAAACGAGUGGAAUAAGUGCUUCGAAAAUUGGUUCGAGCACAUGCAGAUGGAGGAGAAUACUUCGAAAAACAAUAAAGUCAUUUAAAACUACCUACCGUGUUGUUUUAUUUCCAUAUGCAAAACUUAAAAGACAUCCCUCGUAUGUAUAUCCACAUUCCAAUUAUUCCUUAUAGUUACCGAAUUGUUGUUCAGCAGAAGAU
Molecule: messenger RNA, 451 nt
Organism: Acanthoscelides obtectus
Lineage: Eukaryota; Metazoa; Arthropoda; Insecta; Coleoptera; Chrysomelidae
Source: the annotation of a GenBank genome assembly